AAAACCCUAACCCCAAUUAAAAAAAAAUAAAAAUAAAAAUAAAUAAAUAAAAAGGAAACAGAACGUCCCCCCUGCUGCAAUGCCCUGCACGCCCUUUUUUUGCGUCCCUCUUUUGCUACAGCCCGAUCCUGCAGCGCUCUGCCCCCCCUGCUUGCUGCGAACUGACUCUGCGCCCGUCCCCUGCAACCCGCUCUGCGCUUGCUCUGCCCAUCCGUCACUCCAGAAGCCCUGUACAAGAGACAAAAAAAAAAAAAAAGCUUUCGGUCCUUUGCUUUCCAGCCUGCAGAAAUCAGCAGCUGUCGAGAGGUUAAAGGGUUCAAAUUUUGGCGUUUUGAGGAUCAACGGUGGAGAAGACAAGGCCGGAUCGGAAGGCUAGGAAGAGGAGGGUUUUUGCCUUUGCUUUUGCUUGGGUAUAAAUAUGGGUUUUUAGGUUAGAAAUGGAGGGGUUCUUUUGGUUUGGAUGUGGUGUUGACGGCGGAGAAAAGGAGGGAUUUUUCUGCUAGAAGGAGACUGUUUUGUGAAAGGAGAUUGUGGACUUCAUCUCAUUGUUAGGUAUAGCUCUCAACGGGGGAUUCUUUUUUAGGAAAAUGGUGAAGGAGAUGGUGGAAGCUUGAUCCCGUGGGUGGGAUUCUUUCUAUCAGAUCCAGAUCUGUUUUUCUUUUAAAGAUCUGCCGUGCUUGUUUUUAUUUUUCUGUGGGUGUUUGCUUUUCUUUUUUAGAUCUGAUGUUAAGCUUGUAUAUUUGUCAUUGGAAAAUUGAAUGAAAAGUAAAAAAAAUU
Rubroshorea leprosula is the source of this 777-nucleotide messenger RNA. The record is from the annotation of a GenBank genome assembly. NCBI's taxonomy places the organism in Eukaryota, Viridiplantae, Streptophyta, Magnoliopsida, Malvales, Dipterocarpaceae.